Phytophthora infestans T30-4 is the source of this 909-nucleotide messenger RNA. RefSeq lists its product as uncharacterized. The record is from RefSeq and is a predicted model, not a curated record. NCBI's taxonomy places the organism in Eukaryota, Oomycota, Peronosporomycetes, Peronosporales, Peronosporaceae. The coding region runs from base 1 to 909 and encodes 302 amino acids. The transcript has 5 exons.
AUGCAGGUCGAGUCGCUCACAGUUGGAACGCGGGUCGCUCCCAUCGUGGCUACAACAACAGUGAUCACAACUCUGAUCACGUGCGUAUCGCUCGCUAAGACCAAGGAAAUCUACCUCGGUGGACUGGCGUGGCCUUAUUUCUCCGACACAGGCAGAGAUGCACCAGGCUACUCUGUGUUUUGUGCUGGGCUGACGAUCGUGGCGAUCGCUCUCAUAUUGACGUGGGUUGCCAACUACCAAUUUCAACGGGAAAUUGUCGACAAAGCGAGUCAAGACAACUGGAAGCUCAUUCGAAAAUACUGCGAGCUCGUGCGAGUGUUGGGCGUGUGUUCGGCAUUUGGGCUGCCGGUACUCGCGUUCUUCAGCACUACGAGUUAUCCUGAUGUCCAUAAGUAUGCGGCGUAUUGGUUCUUCGUGUUAGAGGCCGUCGCGUUGGUGCUCAAUCUGUUGCUGCUGCAGACCAUUGUGAGCCUCAAGCUUUCUCGUCUAACUGCAGACACUUCUUACUACAUGCCGGAGUCUGAGGAACAACCGACAAAGAACGUGUCCAAUCCGUGGAACGAAUCGAACUCGAACGCAAAGCGCACAUUCUACAUUCAAUUGGUCUUCACGACACUAUUCUGGAUCGGAUUCCUUCUUUACAUCCCGGUUGGUCUUGCGCUUAUUGAUGAAUUCCAGCGGCUCAGUAUUAAAGACUGUUUGGAUCUCAACCUGGGCGAAAAGUACUGUACCGACACUAUGAAACUCAACGAUACCGACACUGUGCUGUGGAACUACGACAAUGCACACGGACUCAAUCAGAUGCGCUCUGCAAGUCAGUUGACCUGCAUUCUCACCCUGGUUGGGUACUCCAUGUCGUUCCUCUCACACGGCAGUGCUUCGUUACAAGACGAUGACGAUAACGUCUAG